AUGACGUCCCGGAAGACGCAGCAGGAGAUCGACAAGACCUUCAAGAAGGUUGCCGAGGGUAUUCAAACAUUCGAGGGUAUCUAUGAGAAGAUCCGGUCAACAUCAAAUAUCACGCAACGGGAUAAGCUCGAGGAGAACCUGAAACGGGAGAUCAAGAAGCUACAACGAUAUCGUGACCAAAUCAAAUCAUGGGCAUCAGGAAAUGAGGUCAAGGAUAAGGGGCCGCUGCUAGAGCAGCGCAGGGCCAUUGAGACUUGCAUGGAACAGUUCAAGGCGGUCGAGAAGGAGAUGAAGACAAAGGCAUAUUCGAAAGAAGGGUUGUCGGCUGCAUCCAGGUUAGAUCCUAAAGAGAAGGAGAAGGUCGAGACGUGCGACUUCCUAUCAAACAUGGUGGAUGAGCUGCAACAGAAGAUCGAGUCCUUCGAAGCCGAAGAGGAAACGCUGCAUAUGCAAAUGAAGAAGGGCAAGAAGGAUGUGGCCAAGACGAACCGCCUGUCAGACCUUGCACGCUUAACAGAUCGCCAUAAGUGGCAUGUCAAUAAGUUGGAACUGUUGCUACGGUCGCUGCAGAACGGAAACCUCGAAGUCCCUCAGGUGCUGGAUAUCAAGGAAAGCAUUAAGUACUAUGUGGAAGAUGGGCACAACAUUGACUACUCUGGCGAGGAUGAAACCUUGUACGACGACCUGAACCUGGACAACGAGGCAGAGGUGCAGUUCGGCAUGACAGGGGACAACGAUAAGGUAUCCUCGCAAGAUACCCAAUCGAUUCAAGACGAGGAGCCGGAAAUCAAGCCCAAGGUCAACAAGGGGGAGAGCGCAGGACUUCGAAGGCCAUCUGCACAGAUGAAAUCACCUCUACCUGUGUUAGCAACACUUCAUCCGUCGACCUCCACGACUGCCGCCUCAGGCAUGAAACCCGCACCACCGCCUACCCGCCUCCCCGGAGAAACACUCAAGUACGCAUCCGCUGCCGCUGCAGCUGCAGCAAGUGACAAGAACGGGGUGGGCAUUGCACCACUUCCGCCACCUCCAGGCGCAAGCCCCGCUUUCCCGCACGCUGUGCCUGCAAACAAAGCUUCAGCCACUGCUUCGCCGAGCGUUGCAUCGGUACAACCUACUUCAUCCAAGCCCGCACCGGUCCUCACGAUAGCGGCGGAGGACAUCACCGGUGCACGAUCAAAAACACCUUCCGUCAGCCCCAACGUGGCUGCUGCGAACACAUCGUCACAAACAAUGGAGAAAGCGGAGGCCCCAGCAGCUGCCAAGGAGCAGCCCGCGCCGAACGGUGAGGCGACGAGUAAGCAAGAGGAGCAGGAGAGCGAGGAAUCGAUCUUCCACCUGCCUCCCGGCCUGCAGGAUCUUAUUCAGUCGUUCGAGGUCACGAGGUCCCGGGCGUCAGCAAGCGCAGCCAACGCGUCCCCGUCAGUGCAGCGCAUGCUUGCAACAUCCCUCGCGAACUGCCCGGAACCUGCCGAUGCGGAGAAGCCUCGCCAUUACAAGCCUCAGAACCCUUACAAUACGCCUCUAUACUAUCCUCAGGAACCGCUCACUAUCUUUGAUGAUCCGCGCUUGUACGAAACCGGGCGCAUCGACACGGAUACACUGUUCUACCUGUUCUACUACCGACAAGGCAGUUACCAGCAGUAUCUCGCGGCCAAGGCAUUGAAGAACCAAAGCUGGCGUUUCCACAAGCAAUACCAAACCUGGUUCCAACGUCACGAGGAGCCGAAGACGAUCACGGAGGAGUUCGAGCAGGGCACAUAUCGCUUCUUCGAUUAUGAAAGUACAUGGUAA
This is a messenger RNA of Aspergillus luchuensis, 1794 nucleotides long. It is a transcript of the gene NOT5, whose product is annotated as CNOT2/3/5 family protein. The record is from RefSeq and is a predicted model, not a curated record. NCBI's taxonomy places the organism in Eukaryota, Fungi, Ascomycota, Eurotiomycetes, Eurotiales, Aspergillaceae. Gene Ontology annotation, cellular component: nucleus; P-body; CCR4-NOT core complex. Gene Ontology annotation, biological process: nuclear-transcribed mRNA poly(A) tail shortening; regulation of DNA-templated transcription. The transcript is spliced from 2 exons. The coding region runs from base 1 to 1794 and encodes 597 amino acids.